AUGGCAGGACCUGGCGGAGGACCCUCCAGGCGCAGCCACACAAAGUCCAGAAAAGGAUGCAAAACAUGCAAGAAGAGGCACAUCCGAUGUGAUGAAACGUUUCCGCAAUGUCGUAACUGCACGAAACAUCAAGUCCGCUGCGAUUAUAUGGACAGUCCAGCUGCGUUGAUGCCGCCGGAAUCCCCAAGGUCUCCACAGCAACCGAACCUUCUUUGGACGCCUGAGAUAGAUGCAACCAUUGAGCAAUGGCGGCAGACGGGAGUAUGGCCAUUCGACCACCUACAAGUUUAUCCUCAACCGCAAUGGCGAAUCUUCCCAAAGACUGACUUGCGUCUGGUCCACCACGUAGCGACCAUCUCUAACGAAAUGUUUUCACAUCAAACGUCUAAACUCACUCUCUGGACAGACAUGAUGCCAAAGUUUCUGAGCAUCGCCGCAUCGCAUCCGUUCGUGAUGCACUCUAUUCUCGCAUUUUCUGCGUCGCAUUUGGCGUGGAUCAGUCAGUCGAGUGAAACGCGAAAUCUCGCGUUUCAUCACGCGGGCAUCGCCUUGAAGGGCUUGCAUGAAGGCAUUGCGAACUUCACCAAAGUCAACUCAGAUGCGGUGCUUGCGUCUUCGCUUCUCCUGGCAUGGCAAGCAACUGAUUGGCGAGGUUGGGCUUCUUUGGUGACGGGUACGAAGACGGUCAUUCAAGCAAUGCAUUCAUGGCGGCAUGAGUCCAUGUUCGCCGACUACAUCGCUGAGCAGACACCACUUCCAGGGAGGAGUUUUAUGAACCAGAACUACUCACCGAUCUCAUCAGAGACCAGAAGGGAGCAUCUCACUAUUCUUGCAGACAUUCAAAAUUCACUGGCACGACUUCAACCCUAUCUCAGUCUCACCCGCCACGAGCAGGAAGGAAAGUGGGUCGAGCAGCUUCGCAAUUACAUCGAACGACUACGAGCAUCUGGCGCCGCGCAAACGGCUGAGGAGCAAUUUGGACAGCUCUAUGCCCUACGGAAGUGGCUCUUCUGGGUGCCGAUAUCUCUACUAGCUGCGAAGCACACUGAUGCCACCGUCAUGGUUGUUCUCGCACACUUCUACGCCACUGCCCUAGCAUUGGAACCAAUGUUUCCCGAGAUCGGUGCGGCCUUUUGCGCCAACCGCUCUCUAGGUCCUCUGGAAGAGAUCGUAGCUAUUGCUCAAGGUUAUCAGAACCCAUCCUACGAUGAUCGCACGCAGUCUGUGUCGUAUCUGAUCCAAUACCCUACCGAUGUUGCAACCUCCUAUAAGGCUCGUCGAGACUGGAUGCGCCAACAGGCUGGAGAAGGUUCGCCAUUGCCGCAAACGCCGUACGGCUUGGAGGCGUUGAAUAUGGAUUUGCAAAACUUGGCACAAUACAGCUAUGGUCAGAGCCUGAGUCCAGCGUUCGCGCCAUCGCCCCUCAACUUCUUCCCGGCGUCCACGUUGCCCGGAUUGGCGUCCGGUCCAACUUCGCCGUACCUCGAAGUACCACAUGUACCACGCACGAGCGUCGACCUUUCGUAUAGUAGUCCGUCCUACACAACUCCGCUGGGGUCUCCUGCGACCGGUCCUUAUUCGGUACCGGAGCAACCACAUCCAUUCAGUUUUGGUAUGCCUCCUAUGGGAUACCACCCCAGCGGGUUCGUGACGGCUCCUACUCAGAUCUGGACGUAA
Messenger RNA from Didymosphaeria variabile, 1677 nucleotides. RefSeq lists its product as uncharacterized. The transcript is spliced from 5 exons. Gene Ontology annotation, biological process: regulation of transcription by RNA polymerase II. Gene Ontology annotation, molecular function: zinc ion binding; DNA-binding transcription factor activity, RNA polymerase II-specific. The coding region runs from base 1 to 1677 and encodes 558 amino acids. The record is from RefSeq and is a predicted model, not a curated record. NCBI's taxonomy places the organism in Eukaryota, Fungi, Ascomycota, Dothideomycetes, Pleosporales, Didymosphaeriaceae.